This is a messenger RNA of Danaus chrysippus (African queen), 1050 nucleotides long. NCBI's taxonomy places the organism in Eukaryota, Metazoa, Arthropoda, Insecta, Lepidoptera, Nymphalidae. The record is from the annotation of a GenBank genome assembly.
AUGCAAAAUUACGAGAAAAAUACAGAAAGAAAAAAGAAUGACGUGAAUAUAAUUACGAAUACAGUGGCAGAGAUAGUUGGAGAUAAUGGCUCAGAUGAUGACGUCAUAGAAGUAGUAAGAGACGAAGCUCCUAUAGAAAUACUAUCAGAUGGAGAAGAAAUGGAGAUCCAAAAAUCAAAACACAUUGACGUAUUCACACAUACAUACAAAGAGUUCAAUUUGACCCAACAAGCAACAGACACUGGCAGCGAGGAUAAAUUAUACCGUCAAGAAGAAACAUAUAAAAAAAGUUGUAUUGCUGUCGAAAAUAGUCUACAUGCUUAUCUUGAUACAGUUAUAGAACUGCCUGUAUGUACGACAUCAAAUGAAGAUGCUUCUAAAACUGAUGAUAAAUCAAAUCACGACAGCAGUGGAGAAAACUGCUUCGUUAACGUCACCGAUGUUGUCAACAGUUCUGACAAUGAAGCGGAGAAAUUAAAACAGACUGUUAAAGAAGAACUGGAAUUAAAACAGGCGUCUGGAUUCAGUAUAGAUAUUGCAGUCAAAGAAGUAUUAGAUCCUGUUGCUAACCUAGCUAAUGACGUCGGAGCGAGAUUCGCUCUCAUGAAUGGCAGAAGGGUCCUAUUAAUAGGAGAGUAUCGUUUUAUGAGACAUUAUGAAGGUGUCGAGGUGAUUCACGGUGGUGGAUAUCCAAAACUGAUGUAUUGUGGGUUCCUGUAUAGACCUCAUAACGCGUACAGACAAAGGAGAUUGCAGCUGUGGUACUGCAAGUAUAGGAACACGAGACAAUGUCGUGCUAUCAUAAGGACGAUGGAUGCGUUGGUCGGUACGGGCGUGGAUUGCUUCGCGUCAUACUGUCUUAGCAAGCAAGGGAAGAUGGGGAUAACAUUAGGAGGUUACAGGUUCAGAUUUAAUGGCUGCGCCAGAAAUGGUAAGAUCCGUUGGCGCUGUUCCAGAGGUCCGUGGUGCAAGGCAGCCCUCCACACAUACAGAGGCAGAAUCGUAUACAUACAAAGCACUCAUAACUGUGGCCCAAAACCUCCAACUUAG